This is a messenger RNA of Drosophila busckii, 2475 nucleotides long. RefSeq names its product basic-leucine zipper transcription factor A. Bases 393 to 2213 code for a protein of 606 amino acids. The record is from RefSeq and is a predicted model, not a curated record. The transcript has a single exon. NCBI's taxonomy places the organism in Eukaryota, Metazoa, Arthropoda, Insecta, Diptera, Drosophilidae.
CUCGCGUGCAGACGUUUCCAACGCUGCAGCUCGUAAACAAGUUUUUCCCAUCUCUCUCGCUUCGUUGUUUCGUAGAGCGCCGCGACUGCGCCAAGUGUUUCGUAACUUCGACAGAGCAGAGCAAAGCAAAAAGCAAAGCCAAAGCAAUUGCAAUUGUGUUGUUGCUGUUAGAGGAGAGUUGUGCCAGUUUCUUUAGACGCUUUUCAUUUCGUACGAAAUCGUGUAGUUACUAUAUUGUUGUUGUUGUUUGGUAUUUGUUGAAAUAUGGCCAAAUGCAUGCAUUGAGUGUUGAAAUUGCAAACGCGGCCAAGUGAUGUGCGCAACGCGUAUGCAAACUGUAACAAAGUUUGGACACAGCAGCAGCAGACGCCAGCGACUGGAUUAUUGGGAUUAUGAGAUCGCAUGUGGCGGUUUAUCGAGCGCCCGACAACGCCGCUGCCGCUGCCAAUGGCUGUCAUUAUGCUAGAUAUGCAUUGAAUGUGCCACCAACACAGCAGCAGCAACAACAACAACUGCAACAACAACAACAGCAGCAGCAGCAGCAACAUGCGCUUUGGAGCACAGCCCAGCAACCAGCAGCAGCCUGCUACAAUCUGCGUGCUAACUUAUAUCAUGCAACAGCAGCAGCUGCCAUGCAACACCAGCAACAACAACAGCAGCAGCAGCAACAUCAUCAUCACCAGCAGCAGCAGCAACAGUUGCUAGUUAACCAGUGCGCUGGCAUACCGCUCAUCUCCAAUGCCUGCAGCCAUUUGACACCUGCACAGCGUCAGCGACUGCUGCGUAAAGCUGCCAAACCUUGGCCGCCAGCAGCUGCAGCUGCUGCUGCAGUUGCUCCUUCUAUAAGCCGACUGGCAGUGCAUGCGCAAGGAUUGCCGCUGCUGCAGGCGCAAAAGCAACAGCAGCAGCCGCAGCAGCAACAUUUACCUUUGCACGCUUGGCCAGCUUAUCAGCCAGUGCGACAUAAUCUAAUGCAGCUAACGGAUAAAUCACGUGUGCUGCGUUAUCAAAACUCAGCGCCAGCAGCGCUUUGUCCGCCUGAACAGCAGCAGCAACAACAACAAUCGUUGAAAGAGGAGACAACAACUGCAGCAGCAACAGAAAGUUGCUUGCCACGCAUCAUAAAGCCACGCAAGCGACGCAAGAAGGAUCGCAAGCCUGCCAAUGGUGUGCUACUCAAAAUGGACGCUGAACUGCAGCCCAAAUUGCAACAGCAGCAACAACAACAACAGCAGCAGCACCAACUGUUGCCAUUGCAACAUGAUCACAGCCAUGGCGUUUGCUUUUGCCGUGACUGCGAUCCUUUGUUGUCGCCCUGGGAUUUCACGCUGCGUCGCUCGCACUCGAAUGCCUCAUCCAGUGGACAGGGCUCCAGUUCCAGCAGCACCACCUCUACUAACUCUGCGGACAACUCUUGCGCCAGCUCCAUUUGCUCGCAGAGCGUGCUGCAUGUUUUUGAUGAAACGGAACAUUUUGCGCCCAUCACAGGCGACAGCAGUCGCGCCGAUAUUGUAGGCGUCAUUGGCUCACAACGCAGCAGCGCAACAGCAACAACAACAAUUGCAGCUGCAACAUCAGCAACGGCUUGCCUAAGCGACUCGAAUGAUUCAGGCUAUGGGGAUAUCUUGAGCGGCAUGAAUAUUGCCAACGAUUUGUUUGCCAGCUGCUUUGGCCAGACAACAGCAACUGCAAAUGGCAGCAACGCCAACGCCGAGACGCUGCUGAAUGAAAGCAUCAACGAGAUCUCGCGCAAGCUCAUCGAAACAUGCGCCGUCAACGAACCAGCAACAGCAGCAGCAGCAGCAGCAGCUCCUCCUCAUCCUCCUGCUGCUGCUGCUGCCGCCAACAUUUAUGGAGACUGCAAUGGCGACAGUUGCUCGGCAUCCGCUUCGAGUGAUAGCGGCUUGGAUAGUGCUGGCAGCUACAACAGCGAGUCGCUUGUCUUUAGCUUUGAGCAUUUGAAUUUGAUGGAUACAAAUUUAGUGACGCCCACGGCAUUGGAUUACAACAACAACAACAUAGGCAGCAGCAGCAGCAGCAACAACAAGCAGCAGCAAUUUUAUAACAAUUGCUUCGACUUGGUGUGGCGCAGCAGUAACAACAACGACAACCAAGUGACAGCUGCCAAAGGCGUUGACAACAGUGCCACGCCCACGAGUCUAUUACUGGGCUCGGUUGGAAAAUUGAAGCCAGCAUUUUCCACCAUCUCGUGACGAGCAACUAAUCAACCCAAAAACAACAACAACACCACACCACAAAAAAAAAGGUUCACAGCUAAUUGCUAAACAAAAUUCAAAAAGAAAAGACAUCAACAAAAUGAAUGUGGGACGAACGACGUGUGGGCGUCUGUCUGGGUUACAUAAUCACGAAAACUUUAAAUUCGAAAAACGUAGCCUAAGCGCAGAGAAAUUGUAGAUUGCUCGAUAUGUGUGUGUAUUGCCCUCACACACACACACAAACACACACAUAUGUAUA